UUUGUGGAUUGAGUGCGGAAAAUUUAAUUUUUAAUAAUUUUACCUUGUGUAUUUUAUUAAAGUAUUUUUAUUUACUAGUAAAAAUGUGGAAUGAAAUAACCAAGCUUCAUAUCAAUAUUAACAAAAUCGAAGAUACUAAAAUGCUGUGUAAUAACACUGCAAUAGCCAUUCGCACUGACCGAGGUUUACACAUUUUGGAUAUUCCCUACAAUUUGCAACGAUACGAUAAGAAUCUUGAUUAUGUAGAGACUAUAAUCACCGCUUCAAAAUAUAGCCCAGUAUCUGUAUUAUUUGAAAAUAAUUUUAUGAAAGGUGGUGUUAGAAAUUCAGAAUUUAUCCAAAUGGUAUUGGAUCCGACAUUAUGGCCUCAUAAUAAUCAUCUACUGAAUGAAAUGACGAGCAUUGUUGCUUUUGAAUGGUCCCCAACAGGAUUAAUUGAUGGGAUGGAAAGUGUCAUGGCUGUUUUAACAAAUGUUGGUUGUGUUGAACUUUAUGGUCCUAGUAGGUUAGAAUGGAUAAGUGUUUUAAAUAUAUCAUCAUUAGUUAAGGACAAUUUGAAAGAUUUAUCACUGGCAAAAGUAAAUGUAACUCCUAAAAACUCAAAAGAACUACAAGAAAUUGCCCAUUCUUUAGCUACAGUAGCCAUUUGCUGGUCCGACAAAAAAUAUAUGAAUGGUUCAUGUUAUUUUGUAACUGCACAAAAAAAUGGUUUAAUUUUAUUUUGGUCAAUAAAUAGUCGGAAUUCAAAAUUGAAUGCAAAAGUAAUUGGUCAUUUAAAUGAAGAUAUUAUAGAAGUUAAUAUCAUAAAAUGGAUACCUAUCAAAAAUUUAAUUUUACUUUACAGUAAGAAUAGACAUUUAGUUGUACAAAUUUUUGAUAAACAUUUUAAUUUAAUAACACAAGAUGUGAAAAAUUUAACCGAUUACAAAGUUACUGAUAUAAAAAGGUUGAAAAAUGAAUUUUAUUUAUCUACUAUUAAUAAUAAAUUUUAUAAAAUAGAUAUAGAGUGUAUUAAUACUAAUUUUAAAGUACAAACUACUUUAGUAGAUAUAAAAGAAUCAUAUCCAAGUUCAGAAUUGCAUGCUAUUGGAUUUUCUCCAAAUGGUGUGUUAUGUACAUUUGCAUUAAUAGAGAGAAAAGUUCUAUGGAGGAAAGAACCUUUAAAAAUAGACCUGAUUAUAAUGAAAAAGUCUAAUGAAAAUUCAGAAAUGCUAGCAUUAUACAAUAAUCAAGAAAAGAAAUUAACAAACUAUUGGGAUUACAUUGAAGUACUAAUAUACAUGACUUUAAAAACAGGAAUGUUACCGGAAUUUGAUUAUGCUAAUCUUUUGUCAGAAGGUGAAACAGAUAUUUAUAAAUUAAAAGUUUAUUAUAUAAUGUUAACACUUUAUAAUAAUUUAGAAAAACUUUGCAAAGUACCCACAACAAUUUCUUUACCUGAAACAUCAUUAGAAGUAAUAAGUGAAAGAAUACAUGCCCUACAUGCAAGUGACAUUAUGAAAAAAAAUUAUAAAAAACACAAUGCAAAUUGUAUAAGCAAAUUAGAAUUAGAAACAUUAUCUGGUGCCAAAGCAUAUUUGGAAUAUUACUGUGAAAAAUAUAAGACAGAUCUAUCAAAUUUUGUUGAUCCUCAAAUUACAUCAAUUACCACAGAUUAUAAAUAUAUUUGUCAGUGUUGUGAUAAAGAAAUUAAUGGUUUUUCAUGUACCGAUGGACAUUUAAAUAUGUUUUGUUCUAUAACAUUUACACCUAUUGACAAUGAUGACUAUCUUUUUUGUAAGGGAUGUGGUGCUUUGGCACAUUUACAAUUGUUGCCAGAGAAACCAACUUGUGUGUUCUGUGAUUUAUAUUUAUAUGAAUUUGUUACAACAUAAUAAAACAAAAUAAUAAGUUUUACUUUAUU
Messenger RNA from Papilio machaon (common yellow swallowtail), 1903 nucleotides. RefSeq lists its product as uncharacterized. Gene Ontology annotation, biological process: transcription initiation at RNA polymerase III promoter. Bases 84 to 1874 code for a protein of 596 amino acids. Lineage: Eukaryota; Metazoa; Arthropoda; Insecta; Lepidoptera; Papilionidae. Gene Ontology annotation, cellular component: transcription factor TFIIIC complex. Gene Ontology annotation, molecular function: protein binding; histone acetyltransferase activity. The record is from RefSeq and is a predicted model, not a curated record. The transcript has 2 exons.